GAAAAAGACUCACAACGUUAUAAAUAACGUUGUUUCUGUUAGGUAGAUUUUGGGGCAAUCGGUUUAUCUAAAUUCAACAACAUGGCGAAUACUAGCAGUGAUGAGGCAAAUCAAAUGAUGCCAAUUUUGGAAGAGGAAAGUGUAACAGAUGUGCAACAUGAUGUAGAAGAAGAGAAAAUCAACACAAAUCAAGAAAAUGAAGGGCAUAAGGAUGAACAAGAUACCGUAGAUGAAAACAAGCCUAACGGUACCGUAGAUGAAGAGGCUACAAUAGAAGAAAGGGAAGUUGAGGAAAAAGAAGACCAGGAUCCAGAUACGGACUUAGAAAUUGAAGAAGAAAAGAAAAAAGAAGACCAGGAUCCAGAUACGGACCUAGAAAUUGAAGAAGAAAAGUCAGAGUUUGAUUCCAAUAUGCGAGGAGUUUAUUUGUGUGCAUGCAAACAUCUGGGUGUUGUACCGUGUUCUUUUUUCUUAAGGCAUUUGAAUGAUAAAGAAUUGAAAUUGAGGCAUCAUGGUCUAGGUAAACUUGGUGCAAAAGCAAUAGCCUUGCCUAUGCAGAGCAAUACAUCAACCCUCAUCCUAGAUCUUCAUGAUAAUUGGUUGGAGGCUGAAGGUGGUGUAGCAAUUGCUUCGAUGUUAUUGGAGAAUUGUUACAUUUCCGAUGUUGACUUGUCCGAUAAUCGUCUGGGAAGCAGAGGUAUAGGAUCUGUCUGCAACAUGCUAAUGCAAAACACUGUUAUUCAAAAUAUAAACUUGUCCGGAAAUGACAUUUCAGAUCAUGAUGCUAAAAGUAUGGCGGACGCUAUAAACGAAAAUAACCGUAUCAGACAUUUAAACCUGAGUCACAACGAAUUUUCUGAAAAAGCCGGAAGUAUCAUCGGACCAGCCGUUUCCGAAAACGAGACAAUUGACAAUUUGAAUUUAAGUUGGAAUCAUUUUAGACGCACCAGUGCAGUAAAGCUAUGUGAGGGAAUUUCGGAAAACAUGGGCCUUCGGAAAGUUAAUUUAUCAAUGAAUGGCUUUGAUGAUGAUGUUGCGUUUGCUAUUGCUGACAUUAUUAAGAAGCACCAUGCUCUUUUAAUUUUGGACGUUAGUUAUAACAGAAUAGCAAAUGCUGGGGCAAUGGUGAUCGGAAAGGCUUUAGAGGUUAAUGAUGUGUUACAAACAUUUAAAAUAGGUCAUAACAAAUUUGGUGUUGAGGGAGCAAAGGCUAUAUUACAAGGAAUUAGCUCUGCUAAUUCGAUCGUUGGAGAACUUGACAUAAGUGGUGUUGAAGUUGACAAAGAAUUCUUGAUAAUGAUGAAAGAACUGGAUAAAAUACGACCCGUCAAAGUUAUACAUGGGCCAAUUUUGUCAAAGUUUAUUAUAAAAAAGAGGAUGAGAUCAGAGGACGACGCUCUGUAUUUUGAUGUUCCGAAGGAAACUGUCAACCCUUCAAACAUUUUAGAUCUGGUAUGUAAUUACUGUAUGAAAAAUACAAUAGAUGUUCACGAGUUCCUAGAAGGAAAGUGUGACGAGAAAAAGAAAGUAGAAAUUCCUGUGUUUUUAUCCUGCUUGAAAUCAGCUGGACUUUUACUAACCGAAGAUCAGAAUAAACUUCUCAAUAUAUUGCUUGAAGAAUGUGUUGACGAAAACUUGAUUGAUGUGAGCAUUUUCUUGGAGUAAGAAUUAAAUUCACGUAUUGAAAAUAUGAGGACUUUGUUAUUUUGUAUACUCUACAUUUUUUUGCAUACUUACAUCCCGCUUUAAUCAACGGGAAACGAUCUGAAACCCUUCCUUCCUUUCAAGCAAAUUUUGUCAGAAUACAUUUAGGAGUUUUGUUAGUUCUUUGGAAUUG
Mytilus californianus (California mussel) is the source of this 1837-nucleotide messenger RNA. RefSeq names its product leucine-rich repeat-containing protein 74A-like. The record is from RefSeq and is a predicted model, not a curated record. Bases 82 to 1665 code for a protein of 527 amino acids. NCBI's taxonomy places the organism in Eukaryota, Metazoa, Mollusca, Bivalvia, Mytilida, Mytilidae. The transcript has a single exon. Gene Ontology annotation, molecular function: protein binding.